AUGCCAAGCCAUGAAUUGACCCCUCAAUCGUCGGCAGCUUCAUCUCCAUGCUCGUCUUCUACCUUUUUCUGCAAUGUCGACGAGGAAUUAGCCGAACAGUCAUCUAAUGACAUGGUCACUAUGCCGUCAUGUUUUGAACACUUCCUCCGGAAAGCUUCAGUUCUUGAUAUGGUUCAGAACGUUGAGCUUUUGGAAGCAAUCUCGAUUUGCCUUCAGCUACUCGAAACUGCCAUUCACCCUCUCCGAGAACUUCAACGGGCCCUUGGCAUCAAACCGGUGGAAAUUCCUGAGAAGUACAGCACCCAGAUAGUCUCCGGUACCAAGGAAUACAUCGCACACCUAGAGCAAGAAAUCGUCGAAAGCUUUGAACUUGAUAUCGAUAUCAUUUGCGUCCUGCCCAAAGGGUUUGCCGAUCGGUUUGGAACUCAAGCUCCUUUGAUUUAUCACAUGAUAUUUGACGAAGACAGACUAUUGGUGACGAUGAGGAAGCUGCGGAUGCAUUGCCAAGACUCUGAGCACGUGCAGUGGUUGCCGGUGACCCUUCGGUAUGCUGCUGCCACCAUCAUCGUGGUUCUGCUUCCCGAGUACGACCUCCGCACAUCCCCCAACCGGCAAGUACAAAUCAACAGAAACUUGAGAUGGCCCAGUGUCCAGCAGGAGGCCUACAAUUCGGCAAGGCGACCUGGCAGGCGCUCCGCUGAAGACACCGCAGAGGCUCAUUAA
Molecule: messenger RNA, 723 nt
Organism: Fusarium proliferatum ET1
Lineage: Eukaryota; Fungi; Ascomycota; Sordariomycetes; Hypocreales; Nectriaceae
Exons: 2
Coding region: 1-723 (240 amino acids)
Source: RefSeq, a predicted model, not a curated record